GGAGACAAGUGCGACAACAGCGAGGAAAGUGCGUCGACGAGAAAACUCUGUCAGUCCUGUUUGCUUUGUUAUGAUACACGUUCGCGUUGUCGGGAUAUUCGGGAAUCUCGGGAUCCGUGUCCCGGUCGUGUAAAGAGGGUGGCCGGGAUCGUCGUGACGAGAUCCAUGAGAGAAUCGACGCGACGUAUCUGUGCACCGCGGUACGAUGCGAUAGCUUUCACCGGCCAAGUACCCGACGAGGUCGCCGUCGAAGUGGCGGCGGCGGUGGUGGUAAAGGAGGAUCCGUCCACGUGCCGCGAACACGGGGGGAAGUGUGACAGCGGCAGGGCGAGCUUGGUCGCCCCGUGGGUCGCCUGCAGUAUGCUCAGGAUCUGCGACAGGCGGAUAUUAUGGCUGCGGGUGAGGCCAGCACGGCGAAGCCUCGUCAGGAGAAGCAGUACGACUACCUGCUCAAGUUCCUGCUUGUGGGAGACAGCGACGUCGGCAAGCAAGAGAUCUUGAGCGGUCUCGAGGAUGGUGCCGCCGAGUCGCCGUUCUGCAGCGGCAGCGCUUACAAGACUACCACUAUUCUACUAGAUGGAAAACGAGUGAAGUUACAAUUAUGGGAUACAUCAGGCCAAGGUAGAUUCUGCACAAUUAUUCGGUCAUACUCCAGAGGUGCUCAAGGUAUACUUUUGGUAUAUGACAUUACCAACAAGUGGUCUUUUGAUGGCAUUGAUAGGUGGCUGAAAGAAGUUGAAGAGCAUGCGCCUGGCGUACCGAAAGUGCUGGUUGGCAAUCGUUUGCACUUGGCUUUCAAAAGACAAGUGGGUGAACGAGAUGCAGAGGCUUACGCGGCUAAGAAUCGAAUGGCCUUCUUUGAAGUCUCACCUCUCUGCGAUUUCAACAUCCGUGAGAGCUUUUCAGAGCUUUCUCGGAUGGCAUUACAUAGAAAUGGCAUGGAAAGAUUAUGGCGAUCCAAUAAAGUGCUCAGCCUGCAAGAACUGGCGUGCCGUGCGAUAGUGGCCCGAACAACAGUUUACGGUAUCGACCAACUGCCGUUGCCCAAGUCAAUCAAAUCGCACUUGAAAUCGUACGCGAUGACGACCACGUCCCAACUACGCUACAAUGGCAAUCGCUCAUUGAGCUCGAGCAAGAGUCUGGGAUCACAUCAUCGGAAGUUACGCUUCGUCGGGGUGGGUCACAAUAACGGCGGACUGUCGACGCCCGGCAGCUCACCCGGCAGCAUCACCGAUUCCCGCACAAGUUGCGUCGGUCGCAAUUCCUGCACAGUGUCUUGAGAGUGACAAAGGACAGAAGUCAGGGUAGCGGUUACUUACAAAAACAUCGCGCAGCAAUCAGCGUUCUUCCUUCCCCUCUCCCUCUCCGUUUUAUCGAGGAUGCAAACGCGUUUACAAUGUUGUUUCACAAUUCAUAGUAAUUACUGUUAGUAUGAAAUAGUAUAAAUAUAUGAAAUUCCAAUUUGUCACUUGCCAACGUUGACGGGAUAUACUUGUUACGUUUAUAUCAUGAGAUACAUUUCAUAUAUAUAUUUUCACACAUCCGCAAGCCGCGCACAGUUUCAUCAUCCGAACGAUUAUUAACGAGCUUAAGGGAGACGAGCUGUCGUGUAUCCGUGCCAUCAUCUGUUGUACGAAAUUAAGAGAGUCGCGGCACGUAAGCAAAGAAAUCGCUUAAACGUUACCGAGUGUUCUCGAUUGCAAAGCUCGCAUGAGUUUUCAUCGCAUAAAGAGAACGUGUCAGAAUUACGAGGAUUUAUAAAAUAUCCAUGCGAUAUAUCACGCGACAUUAUGCGACUCGCGAGUGUGCCCAUACUUUAAAGCCUUUGUAAGCCGCUUUGUUUAUUUUGGCCGUUGUUGGAAAAGCAUCCCUUUCCACAAACGUAUCUCUCUGUGCGAAAUGUUCUUUCUUUGAUCAUAAACUUACAGGAGCAGCGAGUAAUGAAUUGAAAAGUACAAGUUCGCUAAGUCUACAGUGGUUGUGGUGUAGACUAAUGAUGAUAGCAUAAGUGUAGAAAGUUUAGAGCAGCUAAUUCGAGAUACAUUAAGCAACAUAUAUAAAUAUAUAUAUAUAUAUUUUCACUUGCUUACGACGCGAAAACCGUUUUAUCGGAAACUACCGGUUACCGAGCGCGGAAGAGCUAUAUAUUUUUUAAGAAGACGGUUUUAUAAAGAGCAAUAAAAUUGACUCUUUCUACGGCACAACUUUUUACCAUUGCAUUAUGUUGAUCGAGCGAGAUCGAAUGAUUUCCUCAUUUUUUAUCUUGUUAUCUCUUCCCCCCCCCUCCGAUAAUACGAUAAUUAUAAAUCGCGCAAAGCGAUACGAUCUUUAUUCUCGUCCGUGUUUAACGAAAUCCGAACCUUCCCUUCCCCGAAUACGUUAUUUAAAAGGAUCGUCUUAUUUUAUGUUACCUAAAUGUAAGUCACAUACACAUGUACAGUGUAAGAUUGCAGGAGAUGCGUUUGUGUAAUAUAGAUAGAUAGAUAGAUAGAUAGAAACACGCUCGAUCUCUUAACAUUGUCUGUAACAAAUCACUCGAUGCCAGGAAAGCACAUGAGAUGUAUAUUUAUAUUACGUUAGCUUUAACUAAAUUAUAUUCUGUGUAUAUAAAAAAAAGAACUAUAUUAUAUUGUUUUAUAUGAAUAUAACACGAUGUGCUUACUUGUCUGUGAGAUGUACUAAAUAAACUUAACUUCACAUUAACGUAUUAUGCAGUGCAUGUAAUCGAUACGUAAAGAUUUGAAAACGGACUUCUCAUUUCGAAUACCAAAUUUUCUUUAAUAAAUAGAGUUCAUACGUUUUAAUUAUAUACCAUUUUGUUGAUACACAAGGUAAUACCAUCUUUCAUGUACGAAGGAAUAUUCACUCAAAAGGGGCCACGUUUUAAGAAAGGGAAGAACGGAAAAUGCCGUCCCGUUUGCCAAAAUGCUUCUAAUUUAAUAGCGAAAUAUUAAUUUUGUUGAAUAGAGAGCCUGUUUCAUACAUUUGCUGUAUAUAGUAAACACGUUCUAGCUUUUUUAACUACGGUUUAAUUACAGUUUAUUAAUUGAUUUUUUAAUAGUUUCUUAUUCAAUCGCUGGAAUUGGCAAAAUUUUCUUCUUAGUAAUUUGUAAUACUACUUUCUUGUCAAUUUGAGCAUUGUAACUUACAUCGACGUAUUUCCAUCUACACAGUGAUUCUAUUUAUAUAAUGGCGAAACCCGACUUUAUUUUAUAUUCAUUUAUAAUUGUGUUUCAGUUUAAAGCACAUGCGGUUGUAUAAUGAAAAUAAAUAGAAUAUUUAUAAACCCAUAGACGUUUUAUAAAGCAAGAUU
This is a messenger RNA of Mycetomoellerius zeteki, 3313 nucleotides long. It is a transcript of the gene Rab40, whose product is annotated as RAS oncogene family member Rab40. The coding region runs from base 390 to 1280 and encodes 296 amino acids. Gene Ontology annotation, biological process: intracellular signal transduction. Lineage: Eukaryota; Metazoa; Arthropoda; Insecta; Hymenoptera; Formicidae. The record is from RefSeq and is a predicted model, not a curated record. The transcript is spliced from 4 exons. Gene Ontology annotation, molecular function: GTPase activity; GTP binding.